Nanorana parkeri is the source of this 2195-nucleotide messenger RNA. It is a transcript of the gene NETO2, whose product is annotated as neuropilin and tolloid like 2. The record is from RefSeq and is a predicted model, not a curated record. NCBI's taxonomy places the organism in Eukaryota, Metazoa, Chordata, Amphibia, Anura, Dicroglossidae. The transcript is spliced from 9 exons. Gene Ontology annotation, molecular function: protein binding. The coding region runs from base 596 to 2173 and encodes 525 amino acids.
AGACAGCUCCAUAGGAGGCUCAGCAGCUCUGACUGGCUCCGCUGGAUGGAGAGUUGGGAGGGCGCAUGCGCACUGGCAGCUCAUUCAGCCUCACAUCCUAAAUGAGCCACAUUUGUUGCCAACUCUUCAUUUGAGCCGUGAGCCCACCCUGCCGAGCUCGUCUCCAGCUCCUGCCACCCCCCUCCUCCUACCCUGGACAUCCUUCUUCCUCCCUGGCAGGAUGGCAGCCCAGCAUCGCCCCCCAGGACAUAGCUGAGAGCUGCUCUCUGUCUGGGGGCUCCCAGGGAGGGGGUUACCCUGAUGGAUUUGGGUACCGCUGGGCAAUCGUGUGAAGUGCUGCCAGGGCUGCAGAUCUCCAGCACAGACCCCCCUCUCUGCCCAGGGGUGGUGGUACACUUCUGGGGCUCUGGCAUCUUGAGCGGCACAAGGCUUUCUUCUUCAUCUGACCACACAGGACCUCUUCACACCCUUCCCACCUGGAUACCCAUGGCUGAAUCUGGCAUGGAAUGCCCACUCACUUUGGAUUUCUGACCUGGCAUUUGGGACGGGGACACGACAAAGCUUAUCUGUCAUUUGGAUUAUAAGAGGCUUCACCAUGGCACUGGAGAAAGUCUACUUUAUCCUAGAAGUUCUGCUGAUUACUAUAUUGGUCGUAGAGGGAAUUGCCGUGGCGCAGAGGACGCAAGAUGGACCAGUUAUGGGAGCGAAACACAUCCCUGUGACCCAGUGUGGCACCUGGGUCAGAACCAGUAACGGAGGACACUUUGCAUCACCAAAUUUUCCCAACACCUAUCCUCCGAACAAAGAAUGUGUCUAUAUAUUAGAAGCUGCUCCUCGCCAAAGAAUUGAGCUGACCUUCGAUGAGCCCUACCACAUAGAACCUUCCUUCGAAUGUCGCUUCGAUCACCUAGAAGUACGAGAUGGUCCGUUUGGCUUCUCUCCGCUCAUCGAUCGGUACUGCGGGAUUCGGAGCCCGACAGCAAUCAGAUCGACGGGGCGCUUUAUGUGGAUUAAGUUCACCUCCGAUGAAGAGCUGGAAGGCCUGGGGUUCCGAGCGAAAUAUUCCUUCAUUCCAGACCCGGAUUUCAGCUAUCUCGGAGGUAUUCUGAGCCCCAUACCAGACUGUCAGUUCGAUUUAUCCGGACCAGAUGGAAUUAUCCGAUCCAGUCAGGUGGAACAGGGAGAUAAACUCAAAGCAGGCCAAGCUGUAGACUGCAUAUGGACUAUAAAGGCAACGCCGAAAGCUAAGAUUUAUUUACGAUUCUUGGACUACCAAAUGGAACAUUCCAAUGAGUGCAAGCGCAACUUUGUAGCGGUCUAUGAUGGAAGUAGCUCCAUAGAGAAUCUCAAAGCCAAAUUCUGUAGCACGGUGGCCAAUGACGUCAUGCUGCAGACAGGAACGGGGGUGGUGCGGAUGUGGGCAGAUGAAGGGAGCCGACUCAGCAGAUUCCGAAUGCUCUUUACAUCAUUUGUGGAACCUCCGUGUGGGGAAAACACCUUCUUCUGCCACAGUAACAUGUGCAUUAACAACUCCCUGGUCUGCAAUGGCAUACAGAACUGUGCCUACCCCUGGGAUGAAAACCACUGCAGAGAAAGAAAAGAAGCUGGACUGUUCGAGCAAAUUACCAAGACCCACGGGACCAUUAUUGGAAUAACCUCCGGGAUCGUCUUGGUCCUCCUCAUCAUUUCCAUCCUGGUCCAAGUCAAACAGCCUCGUAAAAAGAUCAUGGCCAGGAAGACCGCGUUCAACAAAACUGGCUUUCAGGAGGUUUUUGACCCGCCCCACUACGAGCUCUUCUCCCUCAGGGACAAAGAGAUCUCCGCCGACCUGGCCGACUUGUCCGAAGAACUGGAGAACUACCAAAAGACGAGGCGCUCCUCCGCCACGUCCCGCUGCAUUCACGACCACCACUGCGGCUCGCAGACGGCCACUCUCAAACACAGCAGGACCAACCUGAGCUCCAUGGAACUUCCGUUCCGCAACGACUUUGCCCAGCCGCAGCCCAUGAAAACGUUUAACAGCACCUACAAGAAAAGCACGUACGCGUUCAAACAGUCGCACGACUGCGGCGACAAAGGCAUCGAAGACCGGGUCAUGGAGGAGAUCCCUUGCGAAAUCUACGCGCGCGGCCGAGAAGAGUGCGCUCAAGGAUCGAUAUCGAUUGACUUUUAAAACCCCCCCCUCACAGAAUUCA